CCUCUUCCGCUGUAGCUGUAGGAAUGGAAACAUCUGGCCCACGUGCCGGAAGCCAGCUUGAGGCGACGACGGCGCACCACUCAGCGUCCUACUGCGCUGAGCCCCUGCUGGUGUCAUCGCGAGACAAGCUCGCCGAAAUGGCCGCUUCCAGUCAAGGAAACUUUGAGGGAAAUUUUGAGUCAUUGGACCUUGCAGAAUUUGCUAAAAAGCAGCCAUGGUGGCGCAAGCUGUUCGGGCAAGAAUCUGGGCCUUCAGCCGAAAAGUAUAGUGUGGCCACCCAGCUGUUAAUUGGAGGCGUCACUGGAUGGUGCACGGGUUUCAUAUUCCAGAAGGUUGGGAAGUUGGCUGCAACAGCUGUGGGAGGUGGAUUUUUUCUCCUUCAGCUUGCAAACCAUACUGGGUACAUCAAAGUUGACUGGCAGCGAGUAGAGAAGGACAUGAAGAAAGCCAAGGAACAGCUGAAGAUCCGUAAGAGCAACCAUAUACCUACGGAGGUCAAAAGCAAAGCAGAGGAGGUGGUGUCAUUUGUGAAGAAGAAUGUUCUAGUGACUGGUGGAUUUUUUGGAGGCUUUCUGCUCGGCAUGGCAUCCUAAGGAGGACAACUUCACUUCCAUUAUUCCUGGUUUUUCCAACCAGCAGCCUCUUCACUCCAUCAUUAGGACAUCAGUCUUUCCUCCUCCUCCUCUUAGCCUAUGCCUUUCUCCCUGCUGUGGCAUAUCUGAAUGGCUUCUAUAGGCAUCUGUUGGUACAAGUUGGUACAGCCCUACUGUGAGCUUGACGGCGAUGGAAGAGACAACAGACACUAGCUCUUCUCCCAGCACACUCCCCAGUUGACUAAUCUGUAGGUCGGCAAGAAUGUUCUUUUCCCUCUACAUAAGAUACCAGAGCAUGGUGCAAGGUGGCUCACCAUGGAGGAUGAGUGGAUCCUCAAAGGUUGUCCCAAACUUGAUUUGGAAAAGAAAUAACAAGCACAUAGAUAGAUACCUUAUUAUGUGCUGCAUGGAAAGAGACUGAAUACAUUUGCCUUUAAAUGUGAAAGAUUUUGGUAUCUUAGUGUCUACUUGCUUUAUUAGUUGGUUUUAGAUUAUGGAAAGAGAGCUGUUUAUACCUGAUAUAAUUAUCCUGACAAAAAUGGAAGCAUAAGCACUGUAAUUAAAUCUGAAUAUGGAAUGAACUUGUGCUGAAUAUGGGAUAAAAGGUAUCUAUAUGCUGCACUGAAGGUAUUGUGUUUAGUAGGAAGUUCAUUAUGGAAACAACCAAUAGAUACAUCAUUGGAUGGUCAGACUUAGUGAAUCGUUUAGAGGCAUUAAGAUAUCUGGGGAUGUUUUCCACCAUAUAGGAUAAUGCAUUUCUUGGCUAUUUCCAAAGAGUUUUUUAAUGGGAAAAUAAGCGUUUUUAGGUGGAAGAGGGAAGAUGCUCUUGGAUUUUUAUUUCAUAGAAAAGGUUUGAAGCUUCGAAAUGUGAAGUAUUCUUUACCUCUUGUCAAAACAUUAGGAGUAACCAUAGCUCCUCUGUGCCAAUUCUACUAUUUCUUUAUCCAGUUAGUAUGAAAUAUAUAACAUUUGAACCAGAGUUUUAAAGAGGUAGAAUUCCAGGUAUUCAGAAUUGAGAACAGUAGCACAGGGGCCAGCCCUGUGGCUUGGCGGUUAAGUGCGCGUGCUCUGCUACUGACGGCCUGGGUUCGGAUCCCGGGCGCCCACUGACACACCGCUUGUCCGGCCAUGCUGAAGUAGCGUCCCACAUACAGCAACUAGAGGAUGUGCAACUAUGACAUACAACUAUCUACUGGGGCUUUGGGAGAAAAAGGGGAAAAAAAGGAGGAGGAUUGGCAAUAGAUGUUAGCUCAGAGCCGGUCUUCCUCAGCAAAAAGAGGAAGAUUGGCAUGGAUGUUAGCUCAGGGCUGAUCUUCCUCAAAAAAAAAAAAAAACAGUAGCAUGUGUGAAAUAAAUUAUUUCCAUCAUCAAAUGUAAUCUGCUGUCUCAUGAUGACCCCAACUCUAUUCUUUAAAAUAAAAGUUUAUACACACGCACACACACUUAGAAUCUUAGCACAUUUUGCUGUAAUGGCCUGUUACCAUGCCUGCGACCCCAUCUAGAGUAUCUGCUUCUGGAGGGCAUGGUUUGUGUCUUCAUCAUUAUACCUAUGGAGCUGAGCACUUAAUAGGUACUCAGUAUUUGUUGAAUAAAUGAAUGAUGACCUCAUAGGAAGGCGUCUGGAAAAGGGACUGAUCCAAAGAAUUAUUUGAGACUUUGAGUUCUGAGAUUGCAGAAAACUUGGGAUUCUUAAAUUUGUGGGUGAUCCCUUGUAAAAUGUAUGUUUUUGAGGCCUUCCUUUUAAAAUGUUUGUCUUUUAAUUUAUCUUGGGAAUGAUGCCUUGAAUUGGGAAAUUGUAGCUACAAGUGGAUGUGUGCAACUUUUUGGAAUUCAUCCAUGUGCGUUUUUCUCCUUAUAUUACAAUAGUAUUUUCAGGCAACGUAAGUUAUUUUGCUUGCAGUAUGUAUGAAUCAUCCCGAAAUCAUAAUGGUAUGAACCUCUUUGUUGCAUGUUUUUGUGCAAGAACUUAAUCUUUUUUCACUUUUUAUUAUGGAAACUUUCAAAUAUAUGCAAAAGUAGAGAAAAUAGUACAGUGAUCCCCAUGUAUCCAUCACACACCCUCAAUGAUCAUCAAAUUAUAGCUUAUUUUGAAAUAAAUACCAAAUGUAUCA
Messenger RNA from Diceros bicornis minor, 2704 nucleotides. RefSeq names its product FUN14 domain containing 2 (gene FUNDC2). NCBI's taxonomy places the organism in Eukaryota, Metazoa, Chordata, Mammalia, Perissodactyla, Rhinocerotidae. Bases 24 to 593 code for a protein of 189 amino acids. The transcript is spliced from 5 exons. The record is from RefSeq and is a predicted model, not a curated record. Gene Ontology annotation, biological process: autophagy of mitochondrion. Gene Ontology annotation, cellular component: mitochondrial outer membrane.